ACUGUGUCCACGCGUGUAACGCGGGACAGUUAUCCCUCUUGUUUGCAGUGAUUUUCGAAGACUUUUACUACCUACAGAUAUUGUGAAGUUUAAAUUUUAAAAAAUUUUAGUGGCAGUAAGACAUGGUGCAGUUCAAGUUAAAGGCUGCAGUUGUAAACACAGACCAGUAAAGACUUUCAUGGUUUCCCGUUGUGUAUUUCUUUGUAUUGAAAACAAAAGGAAACAUGGCUAGCCGUCAUUCUUUCCGCUUCGCAUGUCUUCUUUUAGCUCUCCUACUCUUGUUCGAUUUUCCACCUAUUUUCAGUUUACAUCUUUCAGGUUCAUGGAAAACAACAACAUUUUUUCAGUUUCUUGCCAAAUUUGGUUUUCAAAAAACCAACCUGAAGGAUAGGAGUGAAACACAGGGAUACAUUUAUGGAAAUAUCACCACUCAACUCAAUACAACUUCCUAUGUCACACUGGCUGUGUUAGAUAGAGGAUACUUUUUGGAGUAUUAUGGAAACUCCACAGUUUCCCAGCGUGCCACAGCUUGUACAGCCAUGUUUAAGAAAAUUGACAGUGUAGCAUAUGAUUCACAAUGCAACGAUGGAGGGUCACAAGACCUACUACGAAAAAUUCCAUGUCCAAAUGGCAAGCUUUGUCCUGAUGAAGACAAUCCCAGAAAUGUUGUUGAGAACUUCCAGUUUAGCUUCCAUGUUGAAGAUCUUAGUCAACCCCGCUUCUGGUACCUAAGUUUUGUGGCUUGUUACAGAGAUUCAAAUUGUUCUUGGAAACCAUUGGAAGAAGAUAUAGUGUUUGACUAUGACAUCUGGCUAGUAAAUGGGAACCCCUAUUCAAAAAAUCAAAAUCCACUAGAAUAUCAAUUUAGUUUUGACAACCAAGAUACUGUUGAAAUCUAUUUGGUAUUUCUUGCUUGCUACAUGUUUUUGACUCCUCUGCAAGUAUAUGCAGUUAUGAGACAAAAACAUCCUGUUCCAAAACUUUUUACAGUCGGCCUCAUAUUCUCACUUUGUGGUGUUUUGCUGAAUAUGUUUCAUUGUCUAAAAUUUGCUUUCGACGGUAAAGGUGUCGAAAUUGCUGCCAUAAUAGGAGGGGUACUCGAUAUAUGCUCGCAGACCCUCUUAAUGCUCCUUCUGCUGCUCCUCGCCAAAGGAUGGGCUAUAACGCGAAAAGAAUUGAAGAACAUAACUCUCCUUUUUUCUGUUUGGGCAUUGUAUGGGCUUGUCCAUGUUCUUCUCUACGUCUGGGACUUGACUGAGUUGGACGUCAUUGAUGAUAUCGAUGCAUAUCAAACAUGGCCGGGUUGGCUAAUGCUUAUCUUACGCAUAGGAAUCAUGGCAUGGUUUCUCUUCUGCCUAAGAGCGACAAUGGCAUUUGAGCAUCAGAAAAGCAAAUUGGAAUUUUUUCUUCACUUUGGUGCAGCUUCGUUGGUGUGGUUUAUAUAUCUUCCAAUUGUGGCACUGAUUGCCCUUCAGGUACCAGUUCUCUGGAGAACGAAGCUUUUGUUGGGCAUAGUACAUUCGGCAAACUUUUUAGCCUAUGCAGUAAUGGCUCAUCUUCUGUGGCCCACAAGGUCGCAGCAGUACUUUUUGUUGGCAAAUCAAAUCGAUUUAGGUGAUGAACUUGAGGAAUUCGAUGAAGCACCUCAUAAUGUCGAAAAUCGUCAAGCACCGUUUAUUAGGAAGAAUUCUAGAUCCCUGAGCGAUUCAGACGUGUUUUCUACUCAUGACCUUGCGAAUCAACGCAUCGCCGUUUGAAUCAGAGCUUCAAAAUUUGGGUUAUCUGUCUGUGACCAUCAGGAUACACAUUGAAACUUU
This is a messenger RNA of Daphnia carinata, 1817 nucleotides long. RefSeq names its product integral membrane protein GPR180-like. Lineage: Eukaryota; Metazoa; Arthropoda; Branchiopoda; Diplostraca; Daphniidae. Bases 225 to 1757 code for a protein of 510 amino acids. The record is from RefSeq and is a predicted model, not a curated record. Gene Ontology annotation, biological process: G protein-coupled receptor signaling pathway; response to pheromone. The transcript is spliced from 7 exons.